Molecule: messenger RNA, 1231 nt
Organism: Salvelinus sp. IW2-2015
Lineage: Eukaryota; Metazoa; Chordata; Actinopteri; Salmoniformes; Salmonidae
Product: arf-GAP with dual PH domain-containing protein 2
Biological process (GO): positive regulation of GTPase activity; heart development
Cellular component (GO): plasma membrane; intracellular membrane-bounded organelle; cytoplasm
Molecular function (GO): phosphatidylinositol-3,4,5-trisphosphate binding; phosphatidylinositol bisphosphate binding; GTPase activator activity
Source: RefSeq, a predicted model, not a curated record
UAUAUGUUAUCUCGAUAUAUUUUGUUGGAAUAUAUACUAUAAAAUCAAGUACAGUUGUUUUUCUUAGAUAUUACUAUUCUGUCAGGCCUACUUGUCCGUUUAUAAAUUAUGCGUAAUAUAUGGUAACGCUUUUUUCACUUCCACUACUCAUUGUUAUUUGAUAGUGAGUGUUUGUGUGGAGAACAAUAAACGUCAUGUUGCUAUGCCAGUGAGAAACGUCGGCCAGUGACCGCGGUCAAGUGCAACAACAACAAAACAUUUCCUGACACCUGUUAUAGAAGUAACACAUUUGAGUGAAUGAAAAGGCAUGGACCUAAGUAAAAUAAGCAAUUCGUUUGUGGGGACUUGAUUGAGGCAGAAGAAUAGCCGAUUUACUUAUGGAGAGAAAUAAGAAGAUUCUGCUUGAUAUGGUGAAACAGCCCAGCAACGACCAUUGUGCCGACUGUGGGGCCCCUGAGCCAGACUGGGCCUCAUACAAACUUGGUGUGUUUGUAUGUGUGAACUGUUCUGGGACACAUCGGGACUUGCCUACCAUCAGCCGGAUAAAGUCCAUAGGCUUGGAUUUCUGGGAUGAUUCCCUAGUAGAGUUUAUGAAGACAAGGGGUAACGCUGCAGCCAAUGCGUUCUAUGAGAAGUGUGUUCCGCCGUUCUACUACCGGCCACAGGAGAAGGACUGUGUUGUUCUUAAAGAUCAGUGGAUACGUGCUAAGUAUGAGAGGAGAGAAUUCACAGGAGAGAAUAACUCCCUUCAACAAGUUUAUAGUUCAGGACUUUACGAAAGAAUACUAUGGAAGAAAGGCAAGGACAACAAGCAGUUCRUGAAAAGGAGAUUCCUGCUCUCUGAAACGGACUUCACCUUGAGAUACUUCACCAAGGAGGAUUCCAAGAAGCCCAAAGCAGUCAUCUCUAUGAAGGACKUCAAUGCCYUGUUCCAGCCGGAAAAYAUAGGCCACGCCCACGGGCUGCAAAUCUCCUACCUGGAGGAAGAACGSACCAGAAACCUGUUUGUUUACCAUGACAACAGCCAGGAAAUUGUGUCCUGUUUCAAUGCGAUUCGGGCCACCCGGUUUGCUUACCUCAAGAAAGUCGACCCUAAUUCCAGGGAGUGUGAUCUUGUACCUUUGAUAACCAGAAGUAGCAUUAAAGAAGGKUACAUGGAGAAAACCGGCCCAACGCAAUGGGAGCCAUUCAAGAAGAGAUGGUUCAUCUUAAACUUAACGGACAGAAAGCU